This is a messenger RNA of Durusdinium trenchii, 2797 nucleotides long. The record is from the annotation of a GenBank genome assembly. NCBI's taxonomy places the organism in Eukaryota, Dinophyceae, Suessiales, Symbiodiniaceae.
UGGUUGUGGAUAGACAUGUUGGACCAUUAUUACCAAGGGGUGGGUCAGAAGUCCCAAGAGCCAGUAGACCACAGAGAUUGGUUCGUGGUAGUAAUGCGAGUCUUCCACGCGAGGCUAUGAUUUUCGGUCUCCUAGGAAAACAAUCUGACGCGGCUGACGCGUGCAAGCCGAAGCUUAUGGGCCUGGGAACCAUAGGCUUAAAUCGUUGCGCAGGACUUUGAAGAUAUGGAUAUGUAGAUCAAUCAAGUUUGGUCCGUGUUGAAUUUGGUUCAGGCUGCCAUUUCUUGAUGUUCUUUGUUUGGCCAAGCCUCAAUGAAUCUUCGGCUUCUCCCACUGCUUGCAGCUUUGGCUGCAGAACACUCGAUUCAGUGAUUCAGUGCGUAACUCUCUUUGCCGACUGGAGCGUAUCGCCGCUGGAUAAAGUUCCUCCUUUCCACAGUGACCUUCAAGUAGAUUUUAGUGUGUGCACCAGACGCGGUCCCAGACAUCACCAUGUUGGCGUUCUCAACCUUGAUGGCCUUGGCGCUGGUCCGGGCAAGUCCCCCAGGUGGUGGGCUGGCCUGUCAGGCCUGCGAGGGCGAGGUCACCGGGUUCUUGCAGACCCAUCAGACCCAGUCGGGCGAGGGAAAGGAUUCAUCAUGGACUUUGAUGAAGCCCAAUCCGAAGUUGUUUGAGUGGAAGUCCGUGGGUACUAUGCCGUGCCAUCAGUGGCCGCGCAGUUGAAGAACUGCGACCCAAAAACCUUUUUGUGCAACGAAACGCAGAAGCAGCAGUACAUGAAGAACAAUGCCAGCUUGACUGAGAAUGAUUGGCGCAAGAUCAUGGUUGGUUACUUGCACGUUCCUUUGAGCUAUGAUCACACCAAGAAGUCUUCAUUGAUCAAUCUAGAUCUUCGCGUUUCUGUUUGGAUUGGCUUGAAAGGACCAGAUGCUCCCCUGGUGCUGCAACACAACGGGGGGCCUCGAACCGCUGAUGCUGGACCCGUCCAGAUGCAGUGGUCCUUCCUCAAGUCUCCCGUGGGCAAGGUUCAGCUGGAGAAGGAAUACAAUAUUCUUGGCAUCCAGCAAAGAGGCAUGUCCGAUGACAGCAACUUGGGGCAUUGGCCGGAGCCGAUUGUCUCGAAGACCUUUGAAGGAGUAUGUGGUAAACGGUUAGAACCUCCGGUGGUCAAAGAGAAGUCAUACAACUUGAGGGACUUCACCACUUGUCCAUGCAACCUUCCUGAAGGUGACAGUGAAGCUCCUGAGCCCUUUCCAGAUCCGGAGGAUGAGACGGCGGUGGACCAAUGGUUCGCCUUUGCUGCGAGCCGGAACCAGAACUGUUACAAGGCGGACUAUUGGAAGAUGAGCCAUGGAAACGAGAGUUUCAACUACCUGGACUAUGUGGGAACCCAGACUUUGGCCAUGGACAUUGAUCGCUUGCGUCAGGCCUUGGGCGCUGAGAAGCUGAGUUUCAUGGGCCUCAGUUACGGCACGGCAGUGUCAGCAGUUUAUGCCACAGCCUACCCAGAGCAUGUUGGGAAGGUCGUGCUCAACGGAGUCGUAACACCUGGCCCUAUGAAAGAGGACUACUACUCGAGCCAAGUGAUCUCAUCGCAGCAGGCCAUGGCAAAGUAUCUGCAGAUUUGCAAUGAUGAGGGGGAGAAGCAGCAUGUGCCAGAUGACAUGCUUACGAGAUGUGCUUUGCCAACCACCGAUCCGGAGCUCUUUUUCGCAGAUCUUGUGGAGAAGAUCCGAAGGAAUGCCUCCUCGCCAUCGUCGAUGUAUUCCAGAAGCACCCGCACAGGCAAGGCCUUCACUCUCACGCCCCCGAUGCUUUAUCAAUACAUGAACGCCGAUGUAUGGCUGCCAUCAGCCUCUCCGUGGACCAAAACCCUCGAACUCUUGAACAUGCUGGGUGGCCACAAUGAAUCUGCUGUGACCAGUGCCACAGAAAGCAUUUUUGAUCAAGUGUGCACGAACGACUGGAAGACCUAUGGAUACUGCUUCGACUACAUGGACUAUGUCCACGGCGCACACUCGGAUGGCGGGCUCACCGAGAAUGCGGUCCGUGGCCUGGAUUAUGCAGGCGUCUACUCUGCCAAGGGUGGCAAGGGCGUUUUCAACGCCUUGAAGGACCGCUACGGUGCUUCACCGCUCUUCUUCGGGAACAUGAAGGCAGGCUAUGGGCUGAUGUCCUGGGCUCCCUUGCCCACGCCGGCGCAGCUGGGGUCCCGGCCGGGCAUCCGGAUGCUUGUGGUCAACGACCUGUUUGAUCGUUCCACACCUUAUUCCAGUGCAAAGCAGAUGCGCGAGGUGUUUCCCAGUGCUCAUCUCAUGACAUGGCAAGGAACAGGUCAUAUGGUCUCUUACGCCGCAGACAGCUACGACCCAGAGGGCGUCGAGAGCUGCGUGGAAAGGAUCAAUGAUUUCAUGCUGAAUGACGUGAUGCCCCCUGAGGGGUUCACAUGCCACCAGACUCGCAAAUUCACAUGGUGAAUGCAGCUUCAGCUUAGCUUAGCUAAAGGCAGUCUUGAUUGAGGCUCAAGGCAAACUACAGUAGAAGGUUACGAUUUUCAAGCGCCACGCAACGCCACUUAAAAGAGUAGCGUGUGUGGCGUGAGGAUUUUAAUUCGACUUAGCUAUUGGAUUUUGAAAGUGGGCUGGCCAUUUUCAACCGGAAAGUCUAGGAAGACAGCUGCAUAGUUUUGGCAUGUUUUGGCACUUCUCAACAAGCAGAGGCGCGAAAAGUGCUAUUUGCGAACUUUGACAACGGAGAUCGCAGUGAAGCAGGGUGUGCGGAAUGAGACGAAGUUGGC